AUGGCUUCCACUCGAGAGGAGCGGCUGCAAAUGCGUCAACGCGGCGCUGCGACACGCAAGAUAAAAGAAGUUGAUUUUGGAUUUUCCUUUGGGUUGGCCCCUCCGAUCAAUGAAACAGUCCAACCCGCAUCACAGCCAUCCCUCCAGCCUCCUGCGCCCUCCCACAAGAACUCGGAGCCUGAAAAUACACAAUCACAGUCCUUGACGCCUCAGAAGGGGCUCAAGACAUCUCAAAGCCAAGGCAUCGUCUAUCGAUCGCCAGGUAGUUCGCGUAAUGACCUGCCGGAAAGACCGUCAUUGUUCGACAUCCCCCAGGACGAUCCACCGCUUUCCGAACGUAGCAGGAAGAGAAGAAAAAUCGAGCGUCCUAACGAGGCACUGAAAACGUCCCCUAACGGGUUGAACGGCGCGCGGAGAGAGAGAAGCGGUUCGAGACCCACACACAAUCAGAAUGCAGACAUUCCAAUGCUUCAAGAGACCGAUGCAUCGACAGAAAUCGCGAAGAUUACUACUGAACACGAGAGUAAAACGCCAAAGAGAGCUCCUAACAUCGUAACACCAACCGAGCAAGACGCCCAGGAACAACAACAUACGCAGGACACGGAGAGGGAGUCUCAAACAACACAAGAAGCUGGCGUCAAUGGCAUUCGGAAGGAUGGUCUCAAGGCUCAGGAGCAAGGAUCUCAAUCGGAAACUGGCCCUGAGGCCCCUGCAGCUCGAGAUACCCAGGAGCAAGAGCCUACGCAGGAAUCCGACAGGCAAGAGCAAGAAAUGCCUAAGGUGCCAUCAGAACCACCUCAACCAGAGGACAUUACCCUUCCUCUUCCCAGUGAGGUCCAGGGGCAGGGUCAAACACAGCGAACUGAACGAGAUUCGCCGGUGGUUCAGGAAUUAGAGGUUACAAAUAAAGAACAGGAGAUUCCUGUAGGCCACAAAGAAGCAACAUGGCCAAAAGAGCACAAUCUACCGCCCGAGGAACGCCCGGAAGACAAGCAUGGAAGGCUGAAAUUACAAGCUGAUAGGCAUACACCUGAUGGUGUCGUGGGAGUAGAGACCGUGGAAGGCACGACGAAAGAGCUAAACCAAUCGCUGGAAGAUCCACAAGGCCAGAAUGGUAUUGAAGGAGAAGAUCCUCCUCGGGAGAAGAGAAAAAGAGGCCGGCCUCCCGCUGCAGCGCGAAUGGCACGCGAUGAGGGCAAAGAUCAUGGAGAACAUCAGAAACAGACCGCGGAGGAGGUCAGAAAGGGCCCACUGUCAUCCCAGAGGCUUCCAAAUCGGCCAUUGAGAGGUCGUAAACCUCGGACACGGAAUGUCACCACAGAGUCAAGAUCGAACGAUAUCGAAAUCAAUGGCGGCCAACCUGAUCAAAAAGCGGAUUCUACCCUGCGCGACAGAGAAGAUAGCACGCCGCACCCUUCACCGCCGGAGAGACAAAAGCGCCGGAAAUUAUCUGCAGAUUCAAAUAAGCCAAUUCCCACUGACGAACAGGAAGUAAGAGAACCUGAAGCGUCCGCCGCACCGAAGCGCCCUCGUGGUCGACCAUCACUGUUGGGCAAAAUUUCCAAUCCAGAGCCAGUACCCCAGCCAGAGCAACCGGCGCAGCAAACCGACGAAGGGCCAGAGAGGCGAGAUAAAGGAAAGAAAUCAAGGCAGCCCCGUGGUGACACAGUUCCGGUUACUGUGCAUCGUCUUGCGAAUGUUGUUGCCCUUGAUUCUGCUGCCGAUUCCGCGGACUCAGCGCUCAGCGAUGAGGAGUCUGCAGACGAGCUCUCCACUCGACAGAAGACAAAGUUCGCUAACCGAGGUGGCGUCAAUCCGGCAGACGUCCUGAGCCAGGUCUGUCGUGAGACGCUGGAGAAGACCCUGACGACGCUCAAGGAUGGCAUUGCCAACGAGUCCAACACGGCGAGACGUUCCGAAUGGACAUUGAAAAUGAAGGCGGUGGAAGCGUAUGGCUCUGAGUUGGAGGGACGAUUAUUCGAAUUAAGCGAGAUGCUUGACAGUAACUUUAUCCUAAGCACGCAGUUGAGGAAAUCCAAACGAGAAAUGGCAGACCUGCGAAGCCGACUGCACCAGGUGCGCAAGGAAAGAGAAAGGAUGGCAUUACAGAUGGAUGCAGUGCGGAAGAAGCAUGCAGACGAGAAGGAUGCAAGAACGUCCCGCACCACUAUCAACAACACCCUCCAUAGUCUCGAACUUGUACUCGACCGUACCGCAGCAGACAGCAGCAACCCAGCUUCAACUUCCAGUUCCCAUACAGCGGCGGGUCUCGAAUUCCUCCUCCGCAGCCUCGCGGAAGACGUCAGUUCCAUCGCCCCGGGGUCUCGAGGCGGUCUUUUGAACCAGAUCAAGGCGUUCAAUGCACAGCUUGAAGCGACAGCGCGGAGGCUGGAAGAGUGAUGCGCAUGGCCCUCUUUUUCUUAAGUGGCAUAUUUCUUUUCUCUGGCUGGUUGUAUUGUUCGUUCUUGUUCUUAAUACCCCAAUGUUAUAUUUUUUUGUACACAACUGCAUUGUGUUUUGUCAUUUUAUUAUUUUGGUCUAUUGAAGAACAGGCAUGUAAUGCAGCCAGGUGGAUUGACUAGUCUAGGUCUACCUUAUUAUACAGAUGAGAUGAUGAUCAUGAUAUGAUGAAGUUCAAUUUGAAUAGGACAAGGCAUCUAUCUUCAAUGACAUACAAGCAAAGCGCCAAGAACUAAGCUUUCUCAAAGCCAUUAUGCUGCGGAGUGUUCACUACGAAGUUGGAAAAGCCAUUCCCAAGGUAUCAUAAUAAAUAUCAGUCUCAGCUACCAUUCGGCAUAGAAGUGAGCUGGCUCUUUCACAGCCGUACUUCUUCCAAGUCUGGUCUAUUAUGA
This is a messenger RNA of Monascus purpureus, 2852 nucleotides long. NCBI's taxonomy places the organism in Eukaryota, Fungi, Ascomycota, Eurotiomycetes, Eurotiales, Aspergillaceae. The record is from the annotation of a GenBank genome assembly.